AUGGUAGAAUCAAAGUCGCAAAAUUCGGAAGUCGCCCAAGAAAAUAUUGAUCCGAGCGAGGAAGAAAUGGAUACGGACGAUGGGGCCGACGUUGCGGUGAAGAUGUUUACGGUUGAAAUUCUGCGUGUCAUCAAGGACUUGCAACUACAGCACGGUCUUCGGCAUGGGGACUUCCAGCGCUAUCGGGGCUACUGUUCGCGACGCCUGAAACGGUUGAGGAAAACGCUGAACCUGCCGCAAGGCGACCGGCGCCACUACAAGAAGCGCGACGUGACGCUGGUCAACCUCCUGGUGGUGCCUACCUCGUCCUGCAAGCUGCACAUUCCGCUCAUGCUCGCGGAACGGGCCUGGUCCUACGCGAUGCAACUCCGCCAGGAGUCGAACACCGAGCUUCGCAAACGUUACCAUCUAAUCCAGAAACUGCGCAAGGCGUGCGGUUACGCGCUGCAGCUUCAGGCGCUCUGCGCGUCCGAUCAUUGUGACGCGCGCACGAAGCUCGAAUCGGAGGCGUACUCCGCCUGGAUGCAUGGAUCGCUGCACUUCGAGCUGGGCCUGUGGCAGACGGCGGCCGAGAACCUGAAAAAAGCGCAGGUAAUCUACGAGAACCUCGCCCAGGCAAUGCCGGAAGAGGAACAGGCCCUGUACCGGGCGAAGGUGGAGGAACUGAAGCCGAGCCUGCGCUACUGUGCGUACAACGUGGGCGAAAACGCAUCGGUAAACGAUCUGCUGGAGAUGCGCGGCCAGUCCGGACUGCUCGGUAGUUUGGGCAAUCUGGUGGCACAAACGAAGGCGGAAAGUAUGGACGCGUUCCAGAUGACGGAGUGGCGCGGCCGAAGUGUGACGGUGCGCCCGGAAAAGGUCCGCCUGUUCCUUUUGAGCACCCAAGAACUGGGCAAGAGCAUCGAAAAGGCCAAGGAUGUGCCGGCAAAAAUCGAGCUGCUCGAGACGGUGCUGAUCGAUUGCAAGGACUCGAUUGCAGCGAUCAAAGAGGAAAUCAAAUCGGAUCCCAAACUGCGGCCCUUGGAGCGCAGCACCGACGGGGGUCCGGGGUUGAUUGGCAUUCAGUAUCUGCUGGCGUACAUGUCGUACACCCGCCUGAAGCUUACGCUCGAUCGCAACCUAUUUCUGGUGGCGCAAGCCAAACAAACGCUGGACGAUCCUAACAUAGCCGAAAAGGGAACCAGCGGUGGCUUGGUACCCGGAGCGACGGCUGGCAAAAAAAGCAAACCGCAGGACCUGUCCCGGCUGUACGAAAUCAUCCUGCAGAACGUCACGGAAAUGCAGCAGCUGGCGGGCAUGGAGAGCGAUGCUGGCUAUCAGGCGGAAAUGGAAGCACUUUCGCUGUCCUUCCGUGCGUUCCGUUGCUAUUACAUCGCGCUCACGCUUGUGGCCAUGAAGCGAUGGCGGGAAGCGGUCGCCAUGUACGAGCGAUCGCGCAAGUACGCCAGCGACGCGAUCGGUGCCAAAGCGGUGAGCUCCGAUUUCGAUUUGCGUCCAGAGCUGCAGCAACUGGUGGCCACAAUCGAGGGCUGCAAGUUCUCGGCGCACGCCUACAGCGUGCUGGAGGAUGACGGAUCCGAAGACUCGGUGCUGUACGGCAAGACCCUGAAAUCGUCGAAACCUCUGUACGACCGGUUGUCGCACUACAAGGAGGACGCCACGCUCAACUCGCGCAACCCGAACGUGUUCAAGCUGGUGCCGGAGAUGGAACCGAUCGCGGCGAAACCGCUGUUCUUCGACCUGGCGCUCAACUUUGUCGAGUUUCCUUCGCUCGAGGAUAAGGUGGAACAGAAGGCGGCCGGUGGAAAAGGUACCACGGCCGGUAUGUCCGGUUUCGUGAAAGGGCUGUUCGGGUGGGGAGGUGGCACCGGAAACUAGGGGGGGCGGACUACGGCGCGUCAACAUUGUUUCUUUCAAUUGUUUAUUUUUGAUGUUUCUUCAUUCGCUUUUUACUUUACUUUGGGAUUGAUGUCACUGACAAGUUCCGGAGCCGUAUGAUAUGUGGGCCGCAGAAGGCAACUUACAACAUAAAUAUAAUCAACCAUAUUCAAAUAGAG
Molecule: messenger RNA, 2057 nt
Organism: Anopheles cruzii
Lineage: Eukaryota; Metazoa; Arthropoda; Insecta; Diptera; Culicidae
Gene: Srp68
Product: signal recognition particle subunit SRP68
Exons: 2
Coding region: 1-1878 (625 amino acids)
Biological process (GO): SRP-dependent cotranslational protein targeting to membrane
Cellular component (GO): signal recognition particle, endoplasmic reticulum targeting
Molecular function (GO): signal recognition particle binding; endoplasmic reticulum signal sequence receptor activity; 7S RNA binding
Source: RefSeq, a predicted model, not a curated record